GCCACGUCCGCGGCCCGCCGGGCCCCCGCCGGGUGCAUGCCCCGCGGCGCGGCAUGGACGGCCGCGACUUCGCGCCUCCGCCGCGGCUGCUGCCGGAGCGGGGCAGCCUGAGCCACCGGGCCGGCGCGGGCCGCGGCGCCGUGCAGCCCCCCGCGCACUUCCAGCCCGCCAAGUACUUCCCCGCGCCCAUCACCAUGGCGGCGCACACAGGGAGCGGACUGAUGGGGAACUCGCCCGCCUCGUCCUUCAUGGGAAGCUUCCUCACCAGCAGCCUGGGCUCGGGGGCGCCGAGCCACCCCUCGGGCCCCGCCGCGUCCCCCCCGGAGCCGGCUUUCCGCGGGCCGCACUCCGGCACCUCCCAGAUCUGGUUCUCGCACUCCCACGAAGCUCCGGGGUACCCCCGCUUCUCCGGGAGCCUGGCUUCCACCUUCCUGCCCAUGAGCCACCUGGACCACCACGGGAACGGCAACGUGCUCUACAGCCAGCACCGCUUCUACGAGAGCCAGAAAGAUAACUUCUACCUGCGCAACCUGCCCGCCCAGCCCACCCUGCUCUCCGCCAACCACAACUUCCCCAGCAUCGCCCGCGCCGCCCCCGGCCACCCCAUCGGCUCCUGCAGCCGGGAGCGCGAGGCCGGCCCCCUGCCCAAGACCCCCAAGGACUACGAGCGCUUCCUGGCGGGCAAGGACAAGGUGGGCAAGGGGGAGCCCAAGGAGCGGCCGCCCGAGGACGACGGCAAGGAGCGGCACAAGGCGGUGCUGCCGGUGACGCCCGAGGGGCUCUGCAAGGAGAGCCUGCCGCCCCGCGGCGCCUGCGACGGCCGCCCCAAGCACCUGGCCUCCUGCCUGCUCAACGCCAAGGCGCUCGCCGGCGAGGCCGGCAAGGCGGUGCUGCCCAGCUGCGCCGGCAGCGCCCUGCCGCGGCACGCCGCCGCCCGCUGCGCCAAGGAGCCCGGCCGGGCCGAGCGGGAGCUGGGCGCCCACGAGUCGCCGCAGCCCUACGGCGAGUGCCUGGAGCGGCGGCAGAUGCUGCACCACGCCGCGUCCUACACGGUGCCCUCCAGCCUGCCGGCCGGCCCGCCGCCGCUGAGCACCGCGGCCGGCUCCUUCCCGUGCCUGCCGCUGCACGCCGGCGCCGAGGUGCUGUGCCCGCUGGCGGACAAGGGCGGCCGGGAGCUGAAGCUCAGCGGGGCCACCAUGGUGCCUUCCGUGGGGCACCUGGCGGACAAGAGCAGGUCUUUCCAGGUGGCGGCGGAGAGCUGCGGGCUGGAGCGGCCCGAGGGCAAGGAGCGGCACGCCGAGCCCCCCGGCGCCGAGCCCCCCGGCGCCUACGGGCCCCCCUUCCACCCGCCGCUCAAAGCGGAGGGCAAGGCGGAGCGGCGCCUGGAGUGGGGCCCCCCCGGCCCCGCCGCCCGCCUCAAGGGCCUGGAGUACCUGGGUGGCAGCGGCGGGGCCGAGACCCCCUUCGCCGGCCUGGGCCACGCGCCCAAGGGCGGCUUGGAGAAGGGCGGCUACUUCGAGCCGGUGCCGGUGCCGCCGGCGGCGGCGGACUGCUCGCGGGCCGCCCACGCCGAGCCGCUGGGCGCCAAGCUGGGCCCCUCCUGCUGCACUUUAGAGAAGGGCCCCAAGGAGCCCCCCGGGCAGCCGCCGCAGAAGGUGGCACGCAUCCGGCACCAGCAGCACGCCGAGAUGGAGUCCGGCGGCGCCGAGGCCAAGCGCAAGCCCCUGGAGCUCAACGCCCUGGGCUACAGCGGGCCCCCGCUGCCGCCCUGGGGCGUGCAGGGCCAGGGCCCCCCCAUGGGCAUGCCGGAGGAGAGGAAGGGCUCCUACCUGGACCCCUUCAGCACGAGUUUGCAGCAGGCUGCAUUGAUGACUCAGGGCUCGGUGCUGAGCCAGGACAUGCCGACCCCCCCGGACGAGGUCUCGGCCAUGAAGAACCUUCUCAAAUACAGCAACCAAGCACUUAUCGUGGGCCAGAAGGCCCCGUUCGUGGGGCUGGGCGGCCUCAAGGGCAGCUGCGCCCACCAGGACGGCAAGUUCCCCCCGGGCAAGGGGCAGCCAGAGCUGGAGCGGCCCGACUGCGCCCGCAGCCGCGAGCACGAGCUGGGCCACGGCGAGGGCGAGGUGCGGCAGCCGCCCGUGGGCAUCGCCGUGGCCGUGGCGCGGCAGAAGGACACGCUGAGCCGGCCCGAGCCCUCCUACGGCGGCGGCUCCAGCCGGCAGAGCCGGGCGGGCAUCAAAGCGGGCACCGCGCGGCCCAUGCACGUCAUCGACCUGGAGGCGGAGGAGGAGCGGAGCCGGCUCUGCGAGGAGCGCCUGGGGCUGCCCGGCCGGGAGCUCCUGCUCCAGGAGAACAAGGAGCUGGUGGAGUUCGCCCGCAUCCACCCGUCCAGCGGCUGCCCCGGGGAGCUGGCGCCGCACCUGAUGAUCGCCGGGGGCUCCUCGCUGCAGCCCGGCCAGCUCGGCGGGGACCCGGCGGCCCACGCGCACCCGGCCCACGCGCACUGGCUGCCCCGCACCCGCAGCCCCUCCAUCUGGAUGGGGGGACACUCGUACGGCAUCGGCCACCCCGCGCUGCACCAGAACCUGCCGCCCGGCUUCGCCGCCUCCAUGCCCAGCACCAUGCAGUCCGUGUUCCCCCUCUCCCAGGACCCCCCUGCCCAGCUCGUCAUCCUGCCCACGGAGCCCACGGCCCACGGCACCCCCCACGCGCUGGCCGACGUCAUGGACCAGGCGUCGCUGUGGCCGCCCAUGUACCCGGGCCGGGGCCCCGGCGCCCACCUGCAGCACGCGGGGCAGCUGCCCGUGUACUCCCGCUCCCAGUUCCUCCGGCAGCAGGAGCUCUACGCCCUGCAGCAGCAGCAGCAGCAGCAGCAGCAGCAGCAGCAGCAGCAACGCGCCGCCCAGGCCCUGGAGAUGCAGCGCCAGGCGCACGCCCAGCGGAAGCCGGAGGAGCAGCCCCCGGAGCUGGAGGACGCCGGUGCCGAGAAGCCCCUCAGACCCUCCCACAAAGCAGUUGCCUUAAACCCCCCGGGCAGGGGCGCGUCCUCGGCGGCCCCCGGGCCCCCCAAGCUGUCCCCUUGCUGCCACUCGCCGGCGCUGCGGCACCCGGCCAAGUGCCCCGUGACCCUCCCCGCGGCCCCCUGCACUUUACCCGUCUGCCCCGCCGCCAGCUCCGCCGUGGCCCCCCGCUCGCCGGCUGACAGCCCCGUCCCGGCGCAGAGCAAGGGCGGCGACGCCGAGGACAAGCGCGGGGAGGGCCAGCCGCCCCGCGACUACCCCAAGUCCCUGGAGCCCGACCUGCCGCCGGGCUACAGCUACCCCGCGGCCGGCAUGGGCUUCUCGUCGCCGCUGGCGCCCGACGCGCACUCCGCCGAGCCCGCCGACCCCGACACUAUGCAAGCGGUCUCGCCGGCGGCCGAGCCCGAGCAGUCGCGGACCUUCAGCCCCGCGGAGGAGCCUCGCUGCGACGGCGGGGCCGUGCGGGAGCCGCCGGCCGGCGGGGCCGUGCCGGAGGGCCCCGGCCCGCUCCUGCACCGCCACCACCUCCUCCUCGCCCCGGCGCAGCGCUCGGCGGAGCUGGGGCCGCCGCCGCCGGUGGGGACCCCCGGCCCCACGGAGGAGCGGCCGCCGGGGCCCUUCGCGGUCCGCCUGGACGCGGCUCAGGGAGCGCCGGAGCGGCGCCCGGAGGAGCCGCAGGGCCCGCUGCCCGCGGCCGGGCCCUCCCUGCCGGGCUGCUCCGGGGCCGAGGAAGAGGAGGAGGGGGACAGCGAAGGCUCGGGGGCGGAGGCCAGCUGUGAUGAGGAGGAGGGCGAUGGCCCCGGCCUCGGGCGGGCGCCCGGCGGGCGGCAGGGCUGCCCGGGCGGGCUGGAGGCGCUCAUCGCCGCCGGCAUCGACCUGGGGGAGCUGCCGGCGCUGGGCUCGCCCGGCGCGCCGCCCCCGGCGCCCCCCUCGCCCGCCCCGCGCGCCGCGGGGCUCCCCGGCAUCGCCCUGCUCAGCGAGCUCGCCGACCUGGAGCUCCGGCAGCGCCGCUGCGACCUGGCCCUGGGAGGCGAGGACGAGGACGAGGACCUGCUGGCCUUCAACCUGCAGAACCUGGCCACGGUGGCGGCCGCCUGGUCGCUGGUGGAGGCGGCCGGCCGGGAGGGCAGCCCGCCGGCGCUGAGCCCCCUGCCCGCCUCCCCGCCGCCCCGCGUCCGCGCCCCCCGCCGCAAGUACACCUGGACGCCCAAAACCAAGGCCGUUUGCCCGCUGAAGGCGGCCAUCGAGCAGCUCGACACGCGGGAGCUGGAGGUGCGCAUGCGGCUCGCCGAGCUGCAGCGCCGCUACAAGGAGAAGCAGCGGGAGCUGGUGAAGCUGCAGAGGCGGCACGACCCCGAGCGCGACGAGAGCUCCCGGAGCCCGGCGCGGCGCGGCCCGGGGCGGCCGAGGAAGCGCAAGCACUGCAGCGCGCUGGGCAAGGGCGACGGCCGCAAAGUCAGGGCCGUGAAGAGCAGCCUGUCGCUGCUCUGCGCCGAGCUCCGCGGCGACCCGGAGCCCAAGAGGAAGAGGAGCAAGCUGGCCGAGGAGGCGUACGGCAGCGGGCAGAGCUCCCCGCUGAAGCAGAAGGCCAAGAGCAAAGGGCUGCCCGCCGGCAUCAGCCCCUUCCGCCGGAAAGACCCCAACCCCGGCAGCAGGAUCCAGAAGAAGCUGUCCCGCGCCAAGAGCUCCAAAGCCGCCGCCAAGUACCCGCUGCCGGAGCCCGGCCCGCGGCAGCCGGCGGGGUUCAAAGACGGGCACGACGCGGACACGGACAGCGAGGACGGUGACGACGAGCCGGGCUUGGCUCUGCUGCCCGCGGUGCCCGUGGCCGUGCUCGGGCCCUCCCCGUCCUCCGUGGUGAAGAUGGAGGCCAACGAGAAGGCAAAGAAGAAGAAGGAAAGGCAGGGACUGCUAGGACCCUGCCACCUCGGCAGCCCCGAGGGCGAAGUCAAGAUCAAGCGGCGGCCGGUGAAGCCGGGGGCCGGCAAGCUGGAGAAGGUGCCGGCCCGGAGGAAGACGGGCGCCUGCGAGGACGGCGCCAAGAAGAAGCUGAAGGCGAAGCCCAAGGAGAACCUGCGGCCGCCGGCCCCGAGCGGCCCCAGCGCAUCGGCCCCCAGCAACAGCCUCUUCGCCGCCUCCGAGCCGCGGCACUUCGGCUCGCGGGACGACGGCGCCCGCCUGGCCAGCGAGCGGCUCAAGAAGGCCACGCGCAAGAGCAAGGCACUGCAGUCGGCGCUGCGGCGGAAGAACGGGGCGCUCUCGCUGGCCCUCUCGCCCAGGAGCGCCAAGACCAUCCUCAGCAAGGGCAAGAAGCUGGCCAAGGUGAAGAGCAAGGUGACCAGCAAGCAGUGCAAGGGGCGGGCGGUGAGCAAGCUGCUGGAGAGCUUCACCGUGGAGGACGACUUCGACUUCGACGACAACAGCAGCUUCUCGGAGGAGGAGGAGGAGGACGGGGGUGGCCGCGGGCGGCAGUCGCCGCCGCACGCCUGCGCCAUCCAGAAGGAGGACCUGCGGGACGGGCUGCACAUCCUCAUCCCCAAGGAGGACAGCCUGCUCUACGCCGGCAGCGUCCGCACCAUCCAGCCGCCGGACAUCUACAGCAUCGUCAUCGAGGGCGAGAGGGGCAACCGGCAGCGCAUCUACUCGCAGGAGCAGCUGCUGCAGGAGGCGGUCCUCGACGUGCGCCCGCAGUCGCGGCGCAGCCUGCCGCCCGGCACCCGCGUCUGCGCCUACUGGAGCCAGAAGUCGCGGUGCCUCUACCCGGGCAACGUGGUGCGAGGCUCCUCCAGCGACGAGGAAGAGGAGGACGCCGAGGCGGUGAUGGUGGAGUUCGACGACGGGGACACGGGGCACAUCGCCGUGUCCAACAUCCGCCUGCUGCCGCCUGACUUCAAGAUCCAGUGCACGGAGCCGGCCCCCGCGCUGCUCGUGUCCAGCUCGUGCCGGCGGACCAAGCGGGCGUGCGGCGACGGGGGCCCCCCCGGCGAGCUGCUCCCCAGCCUCUGCCCCGACCGCCGCGACGGCCCCGCGUCCCCCAAGGUCUCCAGCAAGAAGGUGGCCGGCAAGGAGAAGAGCGGCAAAGCUGCGGAGAUGCUGUCGGGCAGCAAGGCGCCGGUGCUGAGCGACCCGUUCCUGGCGCGGCGCGGCGGGCCGCUGCUGAGCUGGUCGGCGGUGGCGCAGACGAAGCGGAGGGCGGCGAGCAAGGGCACGGCCAUGCUGCAGAACCUCUUCCAGGUCAACGGCAGCGCCAAGAAGCUGCGGGCCAAAGAGGCGCUCUUCCCCGUGCACCACCACGUCGCCGCCCCCGUCUUCGGCAACGGCUUCGGGGCCGACUCCUUCAGCCGCAUCGCCAGCUCCUACGCGUCCUUCGGGGCCGGGGCUGGGCUGGUGCUGCCGGCUGCCCAGAAACUCCUGCGCUCCAAGAAGGCCGAGCGGCUGGAGGCAGAAGUGGGCAAAGGCGGCCGGAGAAAAGCAGGCAGUGAGUACCUGGUCAAGCUGGACCACGAAGGGGUGACGUCCCCCAAGAACAAGAACUGCAAGGCCCUGCUGCUGGGUGAGAAGGACUUUGGGGCCAAGCUGGAGCGGCCCCUGGCCAGCCACGGCUAUGCCCACUCGGCCCUGGCGGGCAAGGAUAGGAAGGGGCGGGCGCCCGUGCACCAGCUGCCCAUGGGGCUGGCGCUGCGGAAGUACUCGGGCCAGGCCGAGUUCACCCUGAACUGCGACAGCGACUGCCACAGCUCCUACUCGGACAUGGACGAGGACGAGGAGGCGGGCGGGCUGGGCGCCGACGUGCCCUCGCGCUUUAUGACCCGCCUCUCGGUUUCCUCCUCUUCCUCGGGCUCUUCCACCUCCUCCAGCUCCGGCUCCAUCUCCACGUCCAGCCUCUGCUCCUCCGACAACGAGGACUCCUCCUACAGCUCCGAGGACGAGGACUCCACGCUGCUGCUCCAGACCUGCCUCUCGCACCCGGUGCCGGCGCUGCUGGCGCAGCCGGACGCCCUGCGCUCCAAGAGCAGCGCCCCGCAGCGCUGCUUCCUCCCCAAGGCCGCCGCCGCCGGCCCCAAGGCCAAGCUCAAGCGCAAGGAGGCCCUCAGCUUCUCCAAAGCCAAAGAGUUCUCCCGGCGGCAGCGCCUGCCCUCGGUGGAAAACCGGCCAAAGAUCUCCGCCUUCCUACCCGCGCGCCAGCUCUGGAGGUGGUCGGGGAACCCCACGCAGCGGCGCGGCGUGAAGGGCAAGGCGCGGAAGCUGUUCUACAAGGCCAUCGUGCGGGGCAAGGAGACGCUGCGCGUCGGCGACUGCGCCGUCUUCCUCUCGGCCGGGCGGCCCAACCUGCCCUACAUCGGCCGCAUCGAGAGCAUGUGGGAGUCCUGGGGCAGCAACAUGGUGGUGAAGGUCAAGUGGUUCUACCACCCCGAGGAGACCAAGCUGGGCAAGCGGCAGAGCGACGGCAAGAACGCCCUGUACCAGUCGUGCCACGAGGACGAGAACGACGUGCAGACCAUCUCCCACAAGUGCCAGGUGGUGGGACGGGAGCACUACGAGCAGAUGACCCGCAGCAAGAAGUACCAGGACCGGCAGGACCUCUACUACCUGGCGGGCACCUACGACCCCACCACGGGCCGCCUGGUCACCGCCGACGGCGUCCCCGUGCUCUGCUGACCGCGGCGCCCGCGGCCCCGCGCCGGCCUCGGCCCCGGGGCCACCGCGCGCCCCGGCCGCCCCUUAUGCAAAAAAAAAAAAGGGGCCCCGGCGCCCGGCGCGGCUCCCGAACAAGCCAUACUUUCCCUAGUACCUCGGACUGUUUGCCGGCAGGUAAAGCAGAAAUCAGGUGUGUUGUUCUAUUUAUUUUGCGUGUAAAUAUUGUAUUUCUUCGGGGGAAGUUUUAUGGGGAACCGACGAACCCAGCAGCGGCACAAAAAGCAAGCGAAACGCGACGACGUAAAUAAAUAACUAAAUGGAUAAAUAAUAAUAAUAAUAAAAGAG
Molecule: messenger RNA, 8003 nt
Organism: Rhea pennata
Lineage: Eukaryota; Metazoa; Chordata; Aves; Rheiformes; Rheidae
Gene: BAHCC1
Product: BAH domain and coiled-coil containing 1
Exons: 26
Coding region: 54-7679 (2541 amino acids)
Molecular function (GO): chromatin binding
Source: RefSeq, a predicted model, not a curated record